ACUUCCGGCGCCGGGCGCUGAGAGGCCCUGGAAACUCGGCUGUUUCGACAUGGCGGUGACCCUAAGUCUCUUGCUGGGCAGGCGUGUGCGCGUUGCCGUCGCGCGCUCUGGGGUCGCGACCAGGGGGGUGGUGGGCACGGGCCUCUUCGCUCGCGAGUCAGACCUGGACUCCGACUGGGAGCUGGAGGAGCGGGAGCUGCAGGAAGUGGAGAGCACCCUGAAACGACAGAGAAAAGCAAUCCGAUUCCAGAAAAUUCGGAGGCAAAUGGAAGCCUCCUGUUCCCCGCCCCGAACCCUGACGUGGGCAGCCAUGGAGCAGAUCCGGUAUUUACACAAGGAAUUUGCAGAGUCCUGGUCAGUUCCCAGGUUGGCUGAAGGCUUUGAUGUCAGCACUGAUGUGAUCCGAAGGGUUUUAAAAAGCAAGUUUGUACCCACAUUGGAGAAGAAACUGAAGCAAGAUCAGAAAGUUCUUAAGAAAGCUAGGUUUGCCCACUCACUGCAGCAGAUCCCUGGCCCUGGACGUACCUCGAAGCCACUCUCUGCAGGUUACUCUGUAUUAGGCCCUUUGCUGAUGCCAGGGGAUGAGGCUUCAUCCAAAAGCCAGAGUCACAGCAUGGCUUUGAAAUUGAUAGAGUCAAACUCUCAAAGUACAAAUACACCAAGUAGACAGAAGGGAAGGAAUAAAGGAUUCCAGAAACUCGAGGAGAGUUCUGUGCCUGUCCCUGCAGCCCUGGAUCAUCAGAGAGCACUGCAGAAAUGUUCUACGAGUGAUUGUGAGGGCACCCCACAAGCUCACAAUGAUGGAUUGCCAAGCAAUGAGAAGUUGUUGGAGUUGAAGGCAGGGGAACUGGGUGACCAGAAUGUCAGCAACAAAGUAGUGCAGAGGGGGCGGGAGUUCUUUGACAGCAGUGGGAACUUCUUGUACAGAGUUUGAGCCGGGCUUGGCCUGUGGCAGUGCCUCAUGAAACACAACUGGGGGCGGUGCCUGUGGCUCAGUCCGUAGGGCGCUGGCCCCAUAUGCCGAGGGUGGUAGGUUCAAACCCGGCCCCCGCCAAACUGCA
Molecule: messenger RNA, 1061 nt
Organism: Nycticebus coucang (slow loris)
Lineage: Eukaryota; Metazoa; Chordata; Mammalia; Primates; Lorisidae
Gene: NGRN
Product: neugrin, neurite outgrowth associated
Exons: 3
Coding region: 50-934 (294 amino acids)
Cellular component (GO): nucleus
Source: RefSeq, a predicted model, not a curated record